AUGACCGCAAUCCACCAAUGGCAACAAAACGAUGUUUUGACUGUGAGGAAAGUAUGUGUGGAGAUUGUUCUACAGAACAUGUACUUCAUAAGUUCAGUCGUGACCACAAGCUGUUUCCUUGUCGACCAGUUUGACAACGACGAAUACGUGACAGAGCUGCGUGCCCGGCAAAACGUCCUGUGUGACCACAACAACAAAGACCCCGUAGAAAUCUACUGCCCUGUGUGUGAAAAGUUCAUCUGCGCCACGUGUAUGUUUUUAGAUCACCAGGGUCAUGAUUGCCUUAGAAUCAAUACUGCUGCCAACAAACGCAAGAAGAAACUAGAACUCCGCGUGAAGCCCAUCGAGAAGAAAAGUCUAUGGUACGAUAACUUUAAAACAGCUGCUGAAGACCAGAAAUUAUCAUUAGAAGCGGGAAGAAAGAAUGCAAAGAGACAAGUAAACAAGCUGUUGGAGCAAGUUAUUAAGUUGGCCCGACAACGUGCCUAUGAUCUUCUGGAAGAAAUAGAUGCCAUGUCAAAUGCCAAAUUAGACGUUUUAAAUGGAUUAAUUGCAACUACUACCGCCGAACAAAUCCAACUGAAAGACGUUGUAGACUUCUCGAGAAAACUCAUUCACCAUGGCAACGAUAUAUAUGUCCUCCAAAUGGCCUCCGCCUGUGAGGAAAGCAGUGAGAGCGUCCAGACUCUCGACAUCCCGACCCUGCCCGCAGCCAUGACCCAGCUACAGCUUAUCACCAAAGACGUGGAGGAGUGCGUUACCAGUAUCAACAGUUGCCUUGGAAACGUGGUUCCCGCCAUGAGUGGAAGACUGGUGACAACAUUUAAAGUAGAACUGACCGAGUCUCCCGACGAGUUGAUCAGUCACGUGUCCACUGAUGCAAACGGUGAUUUCCUUAUUGGUAUAUUUUGUAAUAAGGACAAGUCAAGGAAUAGAAUUCACAUCUACGAUUCAACAUUUAUCCUUCAGGGCACAAUUCCUAACCCCAGAGCAGCAGAAAAAGACGCCUUUGCUGGGAUUGCCAUUGAUGAUGACGGUAACAUUGUCACUAGAUGUGAGCUAUCAAAUGAAAUCAUUGUCUACACCAAGAAAGGAGACCACGUGAGAACAUUCUACAGUGAGUCACCUCAUGCAGUAGCGGUCAACAGCAAGGGUCAUUAUGUAGUGGCAGGCCUCAGUACUCUGACUGUGCAUCACAAGGAGGGCGAGUUCCUUCAGACCCAAACACCAGACCCAAAGAAUAAACAUAUCAAACACAUCCACUGUAACGUCAAUGAUUAUGUAAUCGUCAAAGGAGAUGAUCACAUCCGUGUAUACGAUUCCACUCUCCAGCCUGAAUACAUAUAUGCCUCACAACAGUAUCGUCUGCUUUUUCGAAUGAAAUUAUUUUCUUAA
Molecule: messenger RNA, 1395 nt
Organism: Lingula anatina
Lineage: Eukaryota; Metazoa; Brachiopoda; Lingulata; Lingulida; Lingulidae
Product: E3 ubiquitin-protein ligase TRIM56-like
Molecular function (GO): zinc ion binding; protein binding
Source: RefSeq, a predicted model, not a curated record